AGAUCGUAUAUGCAACGACAAGUUAUGUCAGGAGAUAUUUCCCUGCAUUAGAUGCCAUAUUGACAUUUCCUGUCAUUUACCACUACACUGCUUCUGCGGGGUAUAGAGCUUCUACCGAGGGGCAUAUAGACAGUUACAACAUGACAAACGAUGUGAGCACAACAAGUGGUGGUGUGAUAAUUCAGAGAAGACCCAGUGUUAUAAAGGCGGUUCCAAAGCAGGAUGAAACCGUUGUGGAUGAAAGGGAAUGUGACACGAUAGCUGUUGUAGGAAUGGAUGAAGUAGACGAUGGGUUAAAAAGUGAACAGGAUGGAUCAGAAUCGGGAGAAGAAGAAGGAGUGAAGACAAAAAGAAAAAGAGAGGAUUCAGUUGAGGGAAGUAGGAAGACCAAAAGAAAGAGAGUGGAAGUUCUGGAGAAGAAUGAAAGUAAGGAAGAUGAUGAUUGGAAACCUAUAGGUAGGUAGGGGGAGGGAGAUGGGGGUAGGUGGGUGGUGGUAAUGAUGAUGGUAGUGAUGAUGGUGGUAGUAAUAAUGAUGGUGGGUGGUGAUGAUGAUGAUGGGUGGUGAUAAUGAUGGUGGGUGGUAAUAAUGAUGGUGGUAGUGAUGAUGGUAGUAAUGAUGAUGGUGGGUGGUGAUAAUGAUGAUGGUAGUGAUGAUGGUGGUAGUGAUGAUGGUAGUAAUGAUGAUGGUGGGUGGUAGUGAUGAUGGUGGUAGUAAUGAUGGUGGUGGGUGGUGAUGAUGAUGAUGAUGAUGGUGGUGAUGAUGGUGGGUGGUAAUAAUGAUGGUGGUAGUGAUGAUGGUAGUAAUGAUGAUGGUGGGUGGUGGUGAUGAUGGUGGGUGAUGAUAAUGAUGAUGGUGGGUGGUGAUAAUGAUGAUGGUGGGUGGUGAUAAUGAUGAUGGUAGUGAUGAUGGUGGUAGUGAUGAUGGUAGUAAUGAUGAUGGUGGGUGGUGAUAAUGAUGAUGGUAGUGAUGAUGGUGGUAGUGAUGAUGGUGGGUGGUAAUGAUGAUGGUAGGUGGUGAUGAUGAUGGUGGGUGCCGGGUGGUAGUAAUGAUGAUGGUGGGUGGUGGUUAUGAUGAUGGUAGUAAUGAUGGUGUUUGGUGAUAGUAGUUAUUUUAACCUACUGAUUCUUUCAUGCAGGUUUUUACUGUACCAUAAAGCCAGCCAUAGCAACAGGUCAUGUUAUGUAAAUUCUUAAUCAUUUGCAUUAUUUAAGCCUUUAGAAAUGUAUUGUCUUUAACCAAUUUAGAUGCAUAUUCAUUAGCAUAGCAUGACCAGUUGCCACAGCUAGCUUCACACUGUUUGAUUUUAAUAAUGAUAAUAUGGGUUAAUAAUGUCACAAAUAUGCCAAAACAAUAGGCAAUUCUAGCUUUUAGUUUAUGCGUGUAGGGGGCGAUGGGAAGUAAGGUAUCAUAUUGCUGAUUAUGCUGAAAAAAUAAAAUGGCGACCGUGUAAACACGGAGUAACAGCUUAUACUUGAAAUAUUUUGCUUGUUUCGGCAGUUUUUAUUGAAAUUUUUCAGCAUAAUCAGCAAUAUGAUACCUUACUUCCCGUCAUCCCCUGCGCGCAUAAUUUAAAAGCUGGAAUUGCCUAUAGGUGGGACAAAAAUCCAUUUCGGUUAUUUCAGUCUCAAUAAUUUUAAUAGAAAUGAAAUAUAAUAUUUAGUUUAUCAUGUAGUUAAUUUUAAUAAUAAAUAGCCCCUUUUCUCUUGUAGAAAACAAACGUCACAUGUGCAAAGAAUGUGGUAUGCGGUUCAAGAAACCAAGUGCCCUGGUGAUACACCUCCGAACCCACUCGGGGGAACGACCUUACGCGUGUGAACUUUGUGACAAACGCUUCUCAAUCUCGGGCAACCUGCGCCGACAUAUGUUCACACACACGGGCGAGAAGCCUUACAAAUGUCAGGCGUGCGGGCGAGCUUUUAACAACCCAAGUCACCUGGCAAGGCACUCCAAGAAAAUACAUAUUUAAGGGUGUGCAGGUUUUGAGUUGCCUUGGUAAAAGAUGGAGACAGGUGAACGGCAUACGGCUCAGUCCGAGAGGACUGCGAAGAUUAACCGAAC
Paramuricea clavata is the source of this 2060-nucleotide messenger RNA. The record is from the annotation of a GenBank genome assembly. Lineage: Eukaryota; Metazoa; Cnidaria; Anthozoa; Malacalcyonacea; Plexauridae.